Drosophila bipectinata is the source of this 1266-nucleotide messenger RNA. RefSeq names its product lipase 3-like. Gene Ontology annotation, biological process: lipid metabolic process. Gene Ontology annotation, molecular function: hydrolase activity, acting on ester bonds. The record is from RefSeq and is a predicted model, not a curated record. Lineage: Eukaryota; Metazoa; Arthropoda; Insecta; Diptera; Drosophilidae.
AUGGAGUGGAUAAAAUUUGUUAUUUUAUGGAGCUGCCUUGUCGGCAUUCAUUUAGCAGAAUAUCACAAAACGAUUUUUAAAACUCCCAAGGAUAUUGUAAAUUCGCCUUUAUGGAAUUGUCCUUCAAAAGAACUAACCACUGUGGAUAUCAUCAAGUCUUACCACUAUCCAAUAGAAAACCAUACGGUGCGCACCAAGGAUGGUUAUAUGCUUGAGGUGUUUCGCAUUCCCGACUCCCACGAGUGUCAUGAAAGGAAAGCCAAGAAAGUGGUCUUUUUAAUGCACGGAAUGUAUUCAUCGUCGGACGCUUUUCUGCUGUCUGCGAAAAAUAUCGGUCUCCCCUAUAUGUUGGCCGACAAAUGUUACGACGUAUGGAUGGGGAACGCCCGCGGCAACCGAUAUUCUCAGCGCCACCCCCACCUGGGCAUUAACGAUACUGAGUACUGGCACUUCAGCUGGCCCGAGAUCGGACUGGAGGAUUUGGCAGCCUCCUUCGAAUACAUUACGUUUCUGACCAAACAAAAUGAUCUAAACUGCGUAUGUCACGGCCAAGGAUGCGCGGCAUUGAUGGUUCUCCUCAGUCUUCGGAAAGAGUACAAUUUUAUUGUUCAUAACGCUGUUUUUCUCGCUCCGAUGGUUUACAUGACCCACUUUAAAGCUUCCGUGCCGUGGAGGGACUUUUUUAAGCUCCUGGAACACUCGAUGGAUGGCGAGGCUAGGCCUUCCCUCUUGCCGGACCAUACUGUGCUUAAGGAUGUGGCCAAACGCAUGUGUCCAAAAAUGACAUGUGAAUGCAAUUACAAUCUCAUAUAUGGAAAUGCAAAUCACCAACGUGAUCCGCUCGUCAUUACCCGAUUUUUGGCUACGCAUCCUUCCUCAAUUUCUGUGCGUCAGCUAAGGCACCUCUUUCAGGUUAAAAGCUCUGGUAAAUUCCAACAAUACGACUAUGGAGUUGAGAAGAACAUUAUCAUGUACAAUCAAUCCACUCCGCCGGAAUAUAAUCUUGAGAAGGUCCGGCCCCAUGGUAGCCUACACAUCUUCUACAGUGACGGCGAUUGGUGGGUCUCUAAAAAAGACAUUGCCAUACUUAAGGGAAAGUUGUCCAAGGCUAUGUUUCACCACAUCGAGGAUUCAAAAUUUGGCCACGGAGAUUUUCUUCAUGGGCACAAUGAUCGAACCUUGAUUAAUAUACCAAUUUUAGAAAUAUUUCGCAGAAACUCGAAAGAUAAAAGUGAUAAACAUGUUAAACAUUUUAAGCAUCAUUAA